This is a messenger RNA of Ornithorhynchus anatinus (platypus), 1350 nucleotides long. It is a transcript of the gene CMTM6, whose product is annotated as CKLF like MARVEL transmembrane domain containing 6. Gene Ontology annotation, cellular component: membrane. The coding region runs from base 113 to 682 and encodes 189 amino acids. The transcript is spliced from 4 exons. The record is from RefSeq and is a predicted model, not a curated record. Lineage: Eukaryota; Metazoa; Chordata; Mammalia; Monotremata; Ornithorhynchidae.
GCCGGCGGGGAGGCGCCGGAGGUGACGCCGCUGAGCGGAGGCAGGCCGGGCUCCUGCCUUCUCUCCGCCGCCUGCAGCCGCCUCAGCGUCCCGAGCCGCCCCCGCCCCCGCCAUGGAGAACGGCGGAGACCCCGCCGUGUACCGGCCCACCACGGAGGCAGCCCCCGGCGGCCAGGCGGGGGGGAGCCGGUGCGGCUGCGGCUCUCCGGCCUUCACCCUCACCCGGCCCACCAAAAAGCGCGGCCCGCUCAAACUCGUGCAGCUGGUACUGUCUCUAUUGGCAUUUAUUUGUGAAGAAGUUGUUUCACAAUGUACUGCCUGUGGAGGACUCUACUUCUUUGAAUUCGUAAGCUGCAGUGCCUUCCUCCUGAGUCUUCUUGUUUUGAUCGUAUACUGUACUUCUGUGUAUGAUAAAGUCGAUGCCAAAAAAGUUAAGAAAUCGGAUUUUUUUAUUACUCUGGUAACUGGAGGUGUAUUUUUAUUGGCAUCAAUCAUUUUUGCUGCCACCAAUGACCAAACCUCAGCUGAAAUUGCUGCCACUGUGUUUGGGUUCCUUGCAAGUUUCCUGUUCAUAAUUGAUUUUUGUGUCAUGGUUUUUGAGAAACUGCAGAACUCUAAAAGGAGAAAAACUGAAAACAUGAAUGCUGCAGCAGUCAGCGAGCCACUCACUCAACAGAGUUGAACCUAUAAAGAUAUCGAGGAAGAGGGAAGAUUUUUUUGCAAUUGACUUCCAGGUGGCAAAGAGAGCUAAAGUUGGAGGCACUGCUGAAACUUUGAUUAUCCUUCAUUCCUCACAUAUAAUCUAUUCUGGUUAUUUUGGAAGAGGCAAAAGGGAAGGAGAUGGGUGGUUACAUUUGGUCAGGGCACUACAACCAUUCUCUCUAAGUACUUAAUCCAUUAACUCCUUUUCAAGUUUGGAAUUUUCAGCGUUUGUCUGGUUUACAGUUAUUAUAUUGCAGUUGAUGUUUGCCUAUCUAAUCUCUCAAACUGAGCUUCCUCUGCACUUUUUACUUCAAAAAAUUCGACUCAUAGCUCUCCAACAAGUCUAAAGGCAGUAUAUGAGGCUCAGCUUCCACGUAACACUUUGAUGAUACUGUAAGUUGUGCAGUGUGAUGUUUUAUUCACUCUCCCUUUUAUCCAUUCUACCUUUUUAUUAAUUGAUUUAAUCAGUAAAUCUUGCUUUUCACUAGAAAACCUAGAGAAGUCACACCAUGGAUAAUGCCUCUGUAAUUAUGUUUAUAACUUAUUAAACAGGGGAAACCAUUUAUAGCUUUCUAGCUACAAGAGCUUCUUUUUCUCUUUUCAUAUCCAUAUGUCUCAAACUGUCCCUUAUAAAUGAGAUUCUACUGA